This is a messenger RNA of Drosophila busckii, 4352 nucleotides long. It is a transcript of the gene IA-2, whose product is annotated as receptor-type tyrosine-protein phosphatase-like N. Gene Ontology annotation, molecular function: protein tyrosine phosphatase activity. The record is from RefSeq and is a predicted model, not a curated record. The transcript is spliced from 11 exons. The coding region runs from base 292 to 3831 and encodes 1179 amino acids. Lineage: Eukaryota; Metazoa; Arthropoda; Insecta; Diptera; Drosophilidae. Gene Ontology annotation, biological process: protein dephosphorylation. Gene Ontology annotation, cellular component: secretory granule.
CAACCUGGUGAGCUCAACGAAGUUGGUCAAUAAAUAGAACAGUACGGCCAAAAGUGUUGAGCGGUUAAAUAAGAAAAGUCCUAGUCCAAAUUCCCAGUAUAGUAUCCCAGUGUUCAGCUCAGUCAAGUCAGUUCAAGAGUGUGCGACGACGACGACGACAUCAUCAUCAGCCCAGUACUGCUGCGUGGCAAGUUAAGCAAGUGCAACAUAUGGCAGACGUGCUCAAAAUGCACGCCACUUGUGGCAACAAAUUUGCAACUGCUACGGACAGCUUCUGGUGGGCCAAUUAUCAUGGCAUGCAAUGUAAUCAGUCAGCAGCAACAACUACAGCAACACCAGCAGCAGCAGCAGCAGCAGCGGCGGCAGCAGCAUAAGCCAACAAAUACAGCAGCAUCGAGCAGAACUUUUACCAAGAAGCAUUAUCCAAUAGAAUCGUACUCUCUAAAGCUAUUGAAUAUUGCCAAUCAGCGGCAAUUUGUUUAUUCGACAGCGCCACUGUUGCUGUUGUUGCUGCUCCUCAGCCGCGGAGACUUCGCAGGCGCGGAGGGUAACGUUGGUUGUCAGUUUGUAAGGACACUUUGCAUACCGAACGCCGAAGUCUGCUACGAUGACAACAUCUUUGGAAAGUGUAUACCCACCACAGGAGUUGCAGUCGAAGACAUUGAGAGGUCCGUACUCAGUGAGGACGAAUUUCGUUUACUUGGUACAAUGCUUGAGGAGCUGCAGGGAGAGGGGCUAGGGUGGGAGCAUGCUUACGUGCAGUGCCGCAUUCAGGGCACGCUCUUCUCGCUGCAACGCCAUCAGCAGCUGCCCCCCAACCUGUGCGCCAAUCUGGCCCCGGCCUCGUCCGAGCUCGAGGACGAUCCUGUGGGCGUGUCCGCCUAUGUGCGGCUAGCGCCCCCUCAACUUAGCGAGGCGGCCAUUGAUUACUACGAACAGCAGUUGCCCAGCGGCUUCUAUCCGAGCAUUAAGAAGAAGAAAUUGCAGUCACAGCAGCAACAGCAGCAGCAGGAGAAGGAAUCUGGCAUUAACACCAUUUUGCAUGAGCUACAGCUGCAAGAGCGGCGUCGUCUGCGGCAUGAUCCACUGGAGCUGGAGCAUUUCGGCAAGCUGGAGGGUCAUGCCAAGCACACGCAGCUGGAGCAGCCAAGCGUCAUGGAUGCCUUUCUGGACACGGAGCGUCAACGUGAGCAGCAGCAGUUGGGCGAUGAGGAGGCGAAGCAGAAAGUAGAGCUCUACCAAAUGCUGGCCGCCUCGGAGCCCGAUCCGCAGCCAUAUCAACGUAAGACGGCAGUGCCAGCGAAUGCUAUGGACAAGCUGGAGGCCAUAGUGGAGCAGCAGCAACGACAACUGGACAAGCAGCAACAACAACAGCAGCAGCAGCAGCAGCAGCAAGGAAUUGAUACCCUGAUGGUGCCUGCGGAGCUGAGCGAGUCCAAUGAGUUGUACUUUCCGAAUAACUAUGCGCCCUUCAAGCGACCUUCGUACUUUCGCGAACGCCAAGAGCCGCAGCUUGAGUCGGAUGUGGUGGAGCCGGAGCUAAUGAAGCGUCGUCCUGCGCCCAGCGAUCUCAACUCGCAGGAGCAGGCACUCAUCUUUGAGUCCGGCUUGCUGCGCAACUCACUGACCCCACUGGAGGAGGAGGCCAUGCUGAGCUCCAAUAGCUAUCCGCGCGGCGCGGUCAACCAACGUGUAUACACCGAAGGUGGACUCCUGCUGGUGCCGCCCCAUCAGCAGCGCCAGCAGCAACUGACCCAAGCGGACGAGCCAUCGGAUCUGAAACAAGCUUUGCUAGCCAACAUCAUGGGAUUUGCCCGACACGAGCGCUUGGAUGUGAAGAAACCAGGUCCACAGCUGGGUCCCCCGGCUGAGCUGACAGUACUCACAGCUGCCUCACACUCAACCACUGCAACCACUGCGACUGCUGCGGAUGGCAAUAAGGAGGUGCUGCCUGCUCAUCUCAAGGGCGGUGAUGUCAACGAGCCUUUCAAGAAGAAGAAAGUGGUCAAGCAGGAGCAACAACAACAACAACACUCGGACGAGGAUCAUGCGCCGCAUACCGUAGACACUGAAUAUGCGCAUGUGUUCGUUAAGAACCCAAUUGACAGUUGGUACGAUGGGCAGCGGAUCAUGAAUGAGCUGGCACAAAUACUACACAUGCAGGGAUACUUUUCUUAUUUAACCGUUCAACCACACGUGGUCAGCUUCCGGGUGGACUCAAACAACCCCGAACGCAAAACGGCCGCCGAUGUGGCGCGUUACAUCAACGAGAAUCGCGGCGUGAAGAACAACAUACAACGUCGCGUGGGCUUUUAUGUCGUCCAGGCUGGUGUGGGCGACAAGGUGAAGGAUCUCAAACGCGAUCCGAGCGUCUCUGCCUCGCGCAUUGAGCUGGCCGAGCAGGGUCCCGAUGUCACCCAUAUAAUGGUCUAUAUGUUCGCCGGAGCCGGAGCAGCGGCCAUUGUUGUCAUUUUUGUCACCCUGAUCCUGAUCAAGCGCCACGAUCGCAAGCGCGAUAAGUUGGGCGGACUGCAGACGGGCACAAGCGGUGCCGAGAGCUGCAGCAAGGACUAUCAGGAUCUGUGCCGUGCUCGCAUGGCCGGCAAGAAUGGCAACCAGUCCACGUCGGGCGGUGGCGCGAAUGGCGGCGGCGGUGGCACUGCUGCUGCUGAGCCGGCGCACAGCGGUCGCAUCACCUCACUGAGCAAGGAGAACGAGGCGCGACCGCCAAGCUCACGCUCCAGUACAUCGUCCUGGAGCGAGGAGCCCGCCCUGACGAACAUGGACAUUUCCACGGGACAUAUGGUGCUGUCUUAUAUGGAGGAUCAUCUACGCAACAAGGGACGCCUGCAGCGCGAAUGGGAGGCCUUGUGCCGUUAUGAAGCCGAACCAAAUUCUCGAGAUGCCGCAUCGCAGCCGCAAUGCUCUAAUCUGAAUCGACCUGGCGCUCCUUUGCCCUAUGAUCACUCACGCGUUGUGCUAAACCAUCUGGCGAACGCUGAGGGAUUGGACUAUGUAAACGCUUCCACCAUUACCGACCAUGAUCCACGCGCACCCGCCUAUGUGGCGGCGCAAGGUCCCUUGCCCGCCACUUUGGCACACUUCUGGCAAAUGAUUUGGGAGCAGGGCGCUGUGGUGAUUGUCGCACUGUGUCGCCUCCAGGAGAAUGGCGAAGUGGCUUGUGCGCGAUAUUGGCCAGAGGAGGGCGCCGAGGUGUAUCACAUCUAUGAGGUUCAUCUAGUAAGUGAGCACAUAUGGUGUGACGACUAUUUAGUGCGCUCGUUCUAUUUGAAAAAUCUGCGCACCAGCGAGACACGCACAGUGACGCAAUUCCACUUUUUGUCCUGGCCACAGAUGGGCGUGCCGGCGCAGGCGAAGGCGCUGCUUGACUUCAGACGCAAGGUGAACAAGUCUUAUCGAGGUCGCUCGUGCCCCAUUGUGGUGCACGGCAGCGCUGGUGCCGGCCGCACUGGCUCCUAUAUAUUGCUGGAUCUGGUGUUGGGACGCAUGAACAAGGGCGCGCGUGAAAUUGACAUUGCUGCCACGCUGGAGCAUUUGCGGGAUCAACGCGCAGGCGUGGUGGCCACGCGUCAGCAAUUCGAGUUCGUUCUGAUGGCCGUGGCGGAGGAGGUGCAUGCCAUACUGAAGGCAUUGCCAGCGAACACCUCGGGUGAGAAGCGUGAACUGGACAAGGACAAGGAGCCGCUCAAGGAGGACAAGGCGCAAGAGGCAGCAGCAGCAGCAGAGGAACAGCAGCCGCAGCCCAGCACCAGCAGCGCCGCGGCCGCCGCCGCCGGCAUAAAGAAAACGCCAGAAACGAAACAGAAAUAAUUUCUCUAUCCCCUAUUGUAUAAUUUCCCAAAAUAUGUUGCAGCGUUCGGGGGUCUACAUUUCUUAGUUUCCUUAGUAGUUUGUAGAGCAAAAUUCGAGCUCAAGAAAUUUGCAUUUUGGUUUAGGCACUUGGCGAGUUCGAAAAAGGCUUCAGAAACGGUUUGGCCAGCGUUGGCGAGAAAGUGCAAAUUGCUUGAGCUUCAAAUUUGCUAACCAGAUAAUUCAAUUUUUAUGCAAACAUAAAGUUUGUAGCACUUACUACUACAUAUAUUAUUAUAUAUAUAUCGCUCACUGUAGAGCCGUGUGUAGAGCCGCAUCGGUGCUUGUCGAGCAUUUGCAGCACGCCGCUGUGGUGUAACACCAGCCCGUGGCAUCUACAGUGCGUCUCUGUACGUGGCAAGCGGGUGUGGCGAGCACAGUGCCUCACAGUGUUGCCCCGCACCUGCAAAGAAAACUUUUUGCUUCAUAUUAACAUAUGGAUUAUACGACAAAUAUAUUAUUGAUGUUUAUACGAUAUAUUU